GAUGAUAUCAGCCGGCAGGUAGAGUUAAAUGAUAUCGAUUAAUUUGGCUCUCCACCUGCAGACUGAUAUCUCUGGGGGCUGAGAUACACCAGAGAUAUCGGAAACUCCUGCCUGUAUAGGACCAUAGCCUCGCCAGUCCAGUUGGAGACACUGCGAUACCCCGCCGAUGGCGCCUGCGAUUGCUUGACACCACCUAUCUUCCCGACUAUACAACAGAUAUCACAAUGAAAGCAGCUAAUGCACUCAGGGAUGGUUCCGGGCGACGUUCGCAGCGGGUCAGUCGGCGUGUCUCUAAAGCUUGCAAACGAUGUCGCGACCAGAAGAUUAGAUGCACGGGCUCGGACCCCUGCGAUCAGUGUGACAAGCGAAAUGCAGUUUGCGACUUUGACAACCCGCAGCGCGUUUUGGUGUCUCGUAGAUAUCUCAAUGAUCUCCACGACCGACUAGCGACCUUCCAGCAUAGGCUUAAUCAACAUGAAUCGCCUGGAUCGAAACAGCAGCAGCCGCCCACCCCGUCAUGCAGUAAUGCAAUACCAACGCCAGACACCUCCAUCCAGGAUACAGAGGUACACCGAGAAGUGGACAGGACCUCAAAGCACCAGGGUUCAUCGGGGGCAAAGGCGCCUCUCACGAACCCUCUUGCCUUCCACAUCACCGACUGGGUCCCAGGCCCGACCGGGCGGCCAGUAUUCAUGGGAACGUCGUCGACAUGGUCCUUCGGGCGGCGAGUGUUGGAAAUGACCCAUAUGAAGCUCACCGGCCUACCUCUGGCUCCAGAUCCAAACAGGCUGCUUUUCGACACACAGGUCUACGAUUUUAAAUGGGAUGGGAACAAAGCAAAUUUCCCCUCGAAUCCCUUCGAUGUGACCAACCUCCCCACGCCAGAAUUCGCUAGAUAUCUCAUCAGCUCAGUGAAGUUUCAUUGUGGCCACCUAUUCUAUCUAAUCGACGAGGACGGGUUCAUGGAGCGCUUCGCCGCGUUCCAGCAGAAUCCUACAGAGGUGGCUCGAACAUCAUCAUUAUGGUUCUGCCAUUAUCUGCUUAUAAUAGCUUUUGGCAAAAGCUUCCUGGUUCGCUCGACGACAUCACGGAAUCCGCCAGGGUCAGACCAGUUUGUCCAAGCGAUGCACUGCAUGCCGGACUUUACCUUCUGCGACGACGAUCCUAUUGAGAUGAUCCAGGUUCUGUGCUGUGGUGCGCUAUACCUGCAGUGCGUUGACCGCAGGGCAUCAGCAUAUCGAAUGAUUGGCGCGGCACUGCGUCGGGCCUUGGAGCAAGGCAUGUAUACUGAGAUGCAUGGGCUCUGUCUUGACCAAGCCUAUGUGCAUCGAUGUAGACUUGUCUGGUGGACAGUCUACGUGCUCGAACGCCGUUUUUCGUCUCUUCAGGGGGUCCCAAUGGGAAUCUCAGAGGACAGCAUAACGGCUUCAUUACCAUCGGCCUGGGACCAGGACAGUGAAACAGCCGUCUUGGAGAUGCAGGUGAGUCUGUGUCAAAUAUUGGCCAAAGUGGACUUGACUGUCUACGGUAGCGAGGGAAAGGUGGACAGCCGGUACCUGAGCGCUACACAGUCUGUUCUGAGAGACAUUGCGAGUGUCACACAGCGCCUGAAUGGCUGCUUUGAUCUCUAUGGAAGCGGUGCUAUGGGCGGUAUUUCUCGCGUCUCGGCGCACCUGCACCUCCUCGAACACCAAUGCAUCAUACUGACAACGAGGCCGCUGUUGUACAUCUUUCUCCAAUCCAAGCUCGGGCAAUCUGAGCCUGCCCUCAUGGACUGGUUGCAGUCUGGCACUGUGAAGGCACUGCUCCAGGUCUGCGUUGAGUCUGCACAACAGACUCUGCGAAUACUGUCCAAUCUGCUUGACCAGGGGCUUCUCGAUGCUUUCCUCCCGUUCGACUUGGACGCAGUAUGUGUCUCAACGAUCCCAUUGUUAAUGGCGGCAGCGAUUGACCCAUGUCUGCUCAUCGAUCAUUCACCCUGGUCACAGCGUGCCUAUACAAUCCUGGACGACAUGUCCUCCCGUGGAAGCUGUUCUGCAAACUUAAUUCGACAGGAAUUGAACCAGCUGGAUGACGAACUUUCCCAGCUGUUGACGAAGGAUAAUAUACCAAUGGCGGUACCCACGGGGACUGUCCCUGCACCUGAGGCAGGGCCUGGUGGUACUGAGUCCGUAGACUCUGUCCCCACUGCUGCGGCUGGGGGCUACCUGGGUUCCGACAUUACUGAGAGUUUUGGACAGAAUUACGAGCUUAGCCCGGAUCAGUUAAUGGAGCUGGCGAACUCUCUAGAUCUCAAUAGCUUCACUUGGCCGUUUCCUUGGAUAGAUGAUCUGCCAGGGACGAGUAUAUGAUUUCAGCUUCGGAAUAGUACUGUUAGAAGGGAAUGACGUAGGGGAUAGUAUAUAACACCAUAUUGCCUGUUUAAUUAACUGCACCUUUC
Molecule: messenger RNA, 2440 nt
Organism: Aspergillus versicolor CBS 583.65
Lineage: Eukaryota; Fungi; Ascomycota; Eurotiomycetes; Eurotiales; Aspergillaceae
Product: Zn(II)2Cys6 transcription factor
Exons: 9
Coding region: 225-2351 (708 amino acids)
Biological process (GO): positive regulation of transcription by RNA polymerase II; DNA-templated transcription
Cellular component (GO): nucleus
Molecular function (GO): sequence-specific DNA binding; zinc ion binding; DNA-binding transcription factor activity, RNA polymerase II-specific
Source: RefSeq, a predicted model, not a curated record